GGAACACUGAGAGCAUCUCAGUGUGGACUGUGUCUCUGAGGUCAUGGGAGGCCAGGGAGCCCAGGGAUGGCCUGGCGGUGUGGUUCGAGAUGUGUCUGCUGUCUGCCAAGGCAGUGUGGGUGACGGCGUCACCUCUUUGAGUKUGACUUUCAAAGUGUCACGCCCUGYCGUGUGCUGCAUCUACACCAAUAAAAUGMACACCAUAGAUAUUGAAGUACUGCGCCCGCCCCCCAACAUCACUGCCUGGGUCAGAGAGGAGGGUCUGCUGGUGCAGUGGGGUCUCCCGCCCAACACCACACCCAGAUGCUUCCACUACCAGCUCCAGAUCAAUGACCUGGUGAGGAGCMUUACAGAGGGACUGACAUACAAUGAGACCAACCUGGACCACACACAACGGUACGACGUGAAGAUGAGGGUGAGGAAGAAUAGUGACUGCAGAGGAUCUGAACACUGGAGCAGCUGGAGCAACAUCAUCAGCCCUGCCGUCCAAAUGUGUUGAGGAGAUCACUGUGGUGGAGGAAGKUGAGGAAACACCUGUCAAUAUGACCAGAUUUUAAAAUAGCCUUGUAAAUACCAGACUGAAGCUUGCGGGAUGAGACGGCUUUGCUAGGCUGUUUAAAGCCCUGUCAUCGUUAGCCCCUAGGCCGAUCUGUAAGAAGGAUCCCCUUAGCCUAUCAGAGGUCAAGAUGCAGUCAUUAUUAUUUAUUAAUACCUAUCCAGUUCUUUCAGAUCUACAAGAAGUAGGACAAGGAGAGUGUGUGCGUGUAGGGCAAGUGUGACCUUCCUGGUCCCGUCCCUCAAGUCCGUGAGUCAACACAGGAAGGAGUAAUGGAUGGAUAGUUAUUUUAUUUCCAAAGCUGCAAUCAUGGGACACAUACACAGUAUGGAUGAAUGAUGAGUAGUAGACGGAAUAUAAACGGCACUCCUAAAGAAGAUGCAUUCUCCAGUUAGCUACCAACUUCAAAGAGGGAACUUUAACUAGCAUAAAACCCACAUGGCAAAUAACAUAUAAGGAGGGGCUUAUUUGACGCCAAACCAACAACAUUAGUUGCUAAUAACAUAAAUUGCUCAUGUAAAAUGUGGAUUUUAUGAUGUAAUGUCAACUUUGUACAUUUCUAUCCCGGGACCAUUCCAUUUUCAACUCACCCACAGCAAUUCUCCAUAAAUUUGCUGUGGAUUACCCAGAAUCCCAUACUUUUAUCACUGAGUGUAUUAGAGAAUGUAAACACACUAAUCCACCAGGAGGUGGCAUAAUACCAAUUUUAUGCAGGAAUUUAACAAUUUAAUCGCACCAUUACACAAGCAGUUUCCUUGGUCAGAUAUGUUGGAUUCUAGCUUGAAAUAUACUUAUUCAUGUUCAUACUAUAAAUUAUUGAUGACUUUACAUGUACAAUGAAUGUAUAUGUUUGGGUAAAUGGCGGAUAAGAACUAGGUGUAUGGAAAGUUAAUCAGUGGGUCCUAUGGAGGGAGGCAAAGGGCAACAGUCUGGUUUCAGUCAAUGGUAAAGUAGGACAGCUGUGGAUUAGGGAGGAGUGAGAAAUUCAGCCCGAGGUCAGAUGAAGUGAGAAGGAAUAGUCCUGUCACACACGCAGACUUGCAUGCCUACAAAGGUUCUAGUAGGAGGCGGGCCAUAACUACACCAGUGAGAGGAACCAAUUCAGUUCCUGACUAGCAACAGUGAUGUUGGCUGUCUAGAUAUGCAAGGAGGUGACGUCUCCUAGUACGAGGUUAUAAAGAUAUGUGCUUGUGUAAACAUGUUUUUGUCUUUGCGGCUGUUUGACSUUUGACCCAGUGGGGGAAUAAACUUGGUUUGAGCUUUU
This is a messenger RNA of Salvelinus sp. IW2-2015, 1820 nucleotides long. The record is from RefSeq and is a predicted model, not a curated record. NCBI's taxonomy places the organism in Eukaryota, Metazoa, Chordata, Actinopteri, Salmoniformes, Salmonidae.